Messenger RNA from Heteronotia binoei (common prickly gecko), 797 nucleotides. It is a transcript of the gene PLP2, whose product is annotated as proteolipid protein 2. The coding region runs from base 255 to 797 and encodes 180 amino acids. The transcript is spliced from 4 exons. Lineage: Eukaryota; Metazoa; Chordata; Lepidosauria; Squamata; Gekkonidae. The record is from RefSeq and is a predicted model, not a curated record. Gene Ontology annotation, cellular component: membrane.
AACUGGCAACGCGUUGGGGCCUCCUGCUCUCCAGGCGCGCUCCGUUCCCUUUGCGCUUUUCUUGGCGCGGGCGCCUCCGCCCUGCCUCCGAGGGGCAGUGCCCGUUACUCACCACCAGGCCCUGCCCAGCUCGCCAACCAAACUCCACCCCAGCCGGGGAGCUCCCUCGCCAGCAGCCGCGCUUGACAGAGGGGCGGGCGACGAAAGCGGCGUGUCUCUCUCGCUCCGUUCCCGCAGCAGGGCUGCCCGGCGCCAUGGAGUCCUCCGGCGGAUCCAAAGGGUGCAUGGAGCAACUGGUCACCUUCAUCCGCACGCACAAGGGGAUCUUACUCACCACCGAGAUAGCUCUGUGUAUCCUCAUCCUGAUCUGCUACGGAGCUUCGGUAACCCUCGGCUACGUCUCCCUGGCCAUCUUCGAGCUGAUCUACACCAUCGUCAUAUUUAUCAUCUUUGCUUUUGACUUUCAUCUCCAGAUCUCUUUUAUCCACUGGGGGUGGACGGAUUUCCUCAGGGCUCUCAUUGGAGCUGUGGCCUUCAUCAUCACCUCCCUUAUCGUCAUCAUAGGACACCACGACGGAGCUGGCGUUGCUGCGGGGGUGUUUGGGUUGCUAGCCGGACUCGUCAUGGGCUAUGAUGCCUACACUAUCAUCCCGCAGCUAAGGAAGCAGCAUGCAUCAGUCCCAAACCCUGGUGAGUUUUUCCAGUUGAAGGAGAUGGCGGGUCCUCGCGCAUGGCUGUCCCUCGUUCCACCCCCUCACACAUACGUCUGUCUGCUUCAGUCUCGCAUCAGGGAGUGA